Messenger RNA from Microtus oregoni (creeping vole), 1195 nucleotides. RefSeq names its product tropomodulin-4. Gene Ontology annotation, cellular component: myofibril; striated muscle thin filament. Gene Ontology annotation, biological process: pointed-end actin filament capping; muscle contraction; myofibril assembly. The record is from RefSeq and is a predicted model, not a curated record. Bases 60 to 1097 code for a protein of 345 amino acids. NCBI's taxonomy places the organism in Eukaryota, Metazoa, Chordata, Mammalia, Rodentia, Cricetidae. The transcript is spliced from 9 exons. Gene Ontology annotation, molecular function: tropomyosin binding.
CUUUUCCCAUAUCCCUCCAGGCUGUGAGUGUCGCACGGUGGGGAGGGGGAGGGGCCACCAUGUCAUCAUAUCAGAAGGAACUGGAGAAAUACAGAGACAUAGAUGAAGAUGAGAUCCUAAGGACCUUGAGCCCCGAAGAGCUGGAACAGCUGGACUGUGAGCUACAAGAAAUGGACCCUGAGAAUAUGCUCCUGCCAGCUGGACUGAGACAACGUGACCAGACAAAGAAGAGUCCAACAGGGCCACUAGACCGAGAUGCCCUGUUGCAGUACCUGGAGCAGCAGGCACUGGAAGUCAAGGAACGUGAUGACUUGGUGCCCUUCACUGGCGAGAAGAAAGGGAAACCCUAUAUUCAGCCCAAGAGAGAAAUCCCAGCAGAGGAGCAGAUUACACUGGAGCCCGAACUGGAGGAGGCACUGUCCCAUGCUACAGAUGCUGAAAUGUGUGACAUUGCAGCCAUCCUGGGCAUGUACACACUGAUGAGCAACAAGCAAUACUACGAUGCCAUCUGCAGCGGGGAGAUCUGUAACACCGAAGGCAUUAGCAGUGUGGUACAGCCUGACAAGUAUAAGCCAGUACCAGAUGAACCCCCAAAUCCCACAAACAUUGAGGAAAUGCUAAAGAGAGUGCGGAGUAAUGACAAAGAGCUGGAGGAAGUGAACCUCAAUAACAUACAGGACAUCCCGAUACCCGUGCUCAGUGAGUUAUGUGAAGCAAUGAAGACUAACACCUAUGUCCGGAGCUUCAGUCUGGUGGCUACAAAGAGUGGUGACCCCAUCGCCAAUGCGGUAGCUGACAUGUUGCGUGAGAACCGUAGUCUCCAGAGCCUGAACAUUGAAUCCAACUUCAUCAGCAGCACAGGGCUCAUGGCUGUGCUGAAGGCAGUUCGGGAGAACGCCACUCUUACCGAGCUCCGUGUAGAUAACCAGCGCCAAUGGCCUGGUGAUGCAGUGGAGAUGGAAAUGGCCACUGUGUUAGAGCAGUGUCCCUCUAUUGUGCGCUUCGGGUACCACUUUACACAACAGGGACCACGAGCUCGGGCGGCCCAGGCCAUGACCCGGAACAACGAGCUGCGUCGCCAGCAAAAGAAGAGAUAGUGUCACGCUUCCUUUUGCUAACAAGAGAUGAGAGCCCUGGACACAUAAGUCCUCAUCUCUCUUCCCUUUCCUGUAAAUAAAAUCCCUUUUGUUCACGC